Polypterus senegalus (gray bichir) is the source of this 2587-nucleotide messenger RNA. Its product is annotated as vitamin K-dependent protein S-like. The record is from RefSeq and is a predicted model, not a curated record. The coding region runs from base 20 to 1282 and encodes 420 amino acids. NCBI's taxonomy places the organism in Eukaryota, Metazoa, Chordata, Cladistia, Polypteriformes, Polypteridae. The transcript is spliced from 8 exons.
GAGCUCACUGGAAAGAGAAAUGGAUAUUUUAUUUAAAGUCAGUUCUUUACUACUGUGGCUACUGGGCUCUUCAGUCCUUGGAGAAACCAGGCACCUGUCAAAGCCUGAAGAUAUAUGCGUAGCUAUUGAGAACCAGAAAUCUCCAGGCGUCCUGUACAUUGGCAAUCAGCAGUCUGGUGCAGUACCACUCCUGCAGUUUCAGAUUUCUGAUAUUCACAGUUUUGAAUCCUCAUUUGAACUACGUACCUUUGACCCUGAAGGUAUCAUCUUUCAUGGAAACAUGAGGACAGAGGAAAGCUGGUUUCUCUUAAGUCUACAUGACAGGUUUCUACAAAUACAUCUUCAUGAAGGAUCAUCUUUGAUUCGAAUCAGCAGUGGACGAGUUAUUAACGAUGGACAUUGGAAGCGGAUCUCUGUUGCAAUAAAAAACUCCUUCAUACUCGUGUCAGUGGAUAAUGAUGACAUCAUUAAGGUGAACCAUCUACGAGACAUCACCCAAUUCCAAGAAGAAACUGGAGUCCUGAAGAUUGGCAUUGGAGCAUUACUGCCCAACAUAAGUGUGCCAGUGCAUAUAAAUCCUUCCCUGGAUGGAUGCCUUCGAAACUGGGACUGGGUGAAACAGGAUUCCAAGGUCCUUUACCAGACCAUAGAAUCUUCAGAGAGUCGAAAGUGUUGGGACACCAUUGUACCUGGCUCCUAUUUUCCUGGCUCAGGAUUUGCUGAGUUUGAGUCCCUCUUUUUCCACACAAAUCUGAGUCAAGCAGAAGUAGAAAACUGGAGUCUGACUGUCGAGCUGUCCCUGACGCCUGUCAUUAGCAAUGGGGUCUUGUUUGCUGUGUUAGAUUUUCAAAGUAACCUGUCUUUUUCUCUGUGCCUAAAUGAAACUCAGCAGUUGGUGGCCCUAACUAUUUUUGGAAAGACUUUAGAGUCACACGGCUUGCCUCCCAACUUGUGUUCCGGUCAAAGUCAGGAGUGGUGCUUGACUUUGGCAAAUAAUACAGUGUCUCUUAAAAUGGCUGAGACAGAAGAAAAGUGGAUUAUAUCUGAAGGUGAAUUUCAGCAGCUACGAGAGACAUGGGAGCAUCCAGACUCUGUAAUUUAUCUUGGAGGCCUGCCAGAGACAAUGUCUGCUUCCAGCACCCGUACGUCCUACUUUCAUGGUUGUGUGCAUGUGAAGAUACAAGGGAAACCUAUAGACAUGGACAUGGCCAGGAAAAAACACAGUGAUAUCCGUGCUCAUAGCUGCCCUGCAGUGGCUCUCCAUGUACUGGAGAACAAGUGAGGGAAACCUGCAUGAUGGAAGCUUCCACAGGCUCUUGAAAGGCUUCAGAGAUACAAGGACAUCCUUUGGAAGAAAUUAAUCCGUUUCAAAGCUUUUUAUUGUACAGGCCACAUGAGUUUAUUCUACUGUUUACAAUGAAAGGCAUUAUAAUACUUAAUAUGUUCAAUUACUAUAUGUAGGAGUAUUAGUAUGAAAAGGCAUAAAGAGCACCCUAUAUCAAGCAGGAAGGGGAGCCAAAUAAAAUUAAACCAUAGCAGGACUGAGGAUGGGGACUUCCUUCUGUAAAUGAAUCAGUGACUUGCAUUCAGCUGCUGUGACUUUAUGCCACAUUUAGGAGAAUUACAUCUGAUACAGUCAGAAGUCUGAAUGAAGUCAGAAUAUUAGCUGUUUAAGAACAUUCACUUUUACAUUUCACAGUCAAUUUGGUUUAUCUUUGGCCUGCUGCUUUGUGUUAUUUUAUUGCUCACCCUGGCUGGGCUUUUUCUCACACCAGAUGAUGUUGUCCUUAGAGAGUUGCACAUACUGCCAAUUUCUGUAGCGAGUGGCAUCCCAUAAUGCUGCCAUCAGCAUGCCAAAAUGUGGAGCUUUUGUUGACUGGCUGAGCAUACAGGUAUUAAUUCUAACCUAGUGCUCUAAUUGUACUUCUUUAUUUCAUAAGGUUCAUCCAGAAAUACGCAGUGAGGUCUUUUCACUCCACAAAGGAGUUAAGCCAAGGGUUUUUGCAGUUUUCCACUGAGAAUUUGUUUUCUUAAUCUCACUUAUGAUUUUACUGCCAUAUUUUCAUGUUUGUUCAUUUUUUUUUUGUUUUGCUAUUAAGCAACCAGGAGCAAAUAACACUUAAUUUGUUUUAGCAUUGAGGCUACUGCUCUUCCAUAGUUGUCACUGUGGCAUACUGUCCUGGAUAUAUAAAAAAUGUUUUCCACUUCAUAAAGAUCAGCUUUGUUGUAUUUAAAGGAAUAAAUAGUUAUUGGCUUUGAAAUGAUUUAUCUCCUUCUCUACUCUUUUGUAUUCUUUUAGUCUCAAUUUUCUUGAACGGUUCCAUGGUCCUCUUGUUUGAAUCUUUCCUUGAAAUUUCUUAAACUGUCUGGUUGGAGUACCUUACAGGCGCCAGUGUUUUAUUCUGAAACUAUUUCCUUCACAGUUACUAAACGUAGAGGCAGGCAUGUCAACAGUGCAGCUCAUUUACGCAGUUUCUUUGCAAGUGAAGAGCAGUAACUGAGUUGUUUCAAAGGUACUACAUGUGUAUACUUACACUUCACAUAUUAGGUGAAUUUAAAAAAAAAAAAGGUAAAUUAUCUCAAAAUG